AUGAUAGUAGGUACAAGAGUAAAUCCAUAUUUUUAAAGCAAUAGAAAAGGUGGAAGUGUUAUAAGGUGUGGAAGAUUAGAUAAUAAUAGUAAUUUUUAAACUCCAAAAAUGAUUAUGUAAAACUCUGCUGAAGAUAAAUUGUUGGUAACUUUAAUUACUUAAAAUGUCAGAAUAAAUAACAAGAUGUAAAUCAAAUAAGAUAGAGUCCCUCUUUUAAAUUAAAAAAUACUAGAUUUUUCACACCAGGAAAACAUGAAGAAAUAAGAAAAUAAACAAACAUUUAAGAAACUUAUGCUCGUAAAACUAGAAUCACAGUAUUGGAGUCAUUCUAUCAUUAACUAGGAACUGAUGAUGAAAUAUCAGUUUUAAAAAAUACUUAAUAAGCUAAAAGAAAAUUGAUAAAUAUAAAUCCAACUUCUUAAACAUCCUACAUCUCGAAAAAAACAUAAGAACCAGAAGAAGAAACUAUAGAGGAAGCACAUUUCUAAUUUGUAUUAAUGUAAUAAAAAUAUAAAUAAUGGUUGGAGAAUUUUGAAAAGAAAAGUUAAAAACAACUCUGA
Molecule: messenger RNA, 560 nt
Organism: Paramecium pentaurelia
Lineage: Eukaryota; Ciliophora; Oligohymenophorea; Peniculida; Parameciidae
Source: the annotation of a GenBank genome assembly